GCGUGUCGCCACCUACGGUGCAUGGAGUGCGCAGCACUCAGUUUUAAUGCUGGGCACUGGAUGGCUUUGACUCCUCAAACACUGCAGAAAGUGCAGCCUGUAAAGACAGGCUACUGUCUAAGGAACAAUAAUACUGUAUGUUCAAAAUAGCAAUAUUCAUCUUUCCAGCGGACGAUUCAUCAUAGGUUGCCUAAUCCCCGCGGUGGGUGUUGCCUUAAGCUUACGUGUCAGGCAAGAAGCUAGACGUCCGCAAUCAUAACAGUUAUCUAAGGCGAUGCUAAACGUGAAGUUAGAGACAGGAGGUGCGUCUUUUCCAGGGGUUUAAGUUCGUUAACCCAAGUCAUAGAUGUCAUUAGACCUCAAAUAAAAUUCUCCGGUUUGCGUGUAGGUGCACUUUUUUGAAAGCCAUUUUCCGCUUCCUGAUGACUUUCUCUAUCUCGGCCUGGUUUUGGAGCGAGAGAUUCUGGCUCCCAGAAAAUGUUUCGUGGUCGGACCUGGAGAAUCCACCUCCUGGUGUGAAGUAUCCCCAAGCGGGACAAACGCUGUACGCGAUUCCCCUGGCUGUCGGUGUUUUUCUACUGAGGCUGCUUUUUGAAAGGCUAGUGGCCAAGCCCUGUGCCCACAUACUUCAUAUUCAGACGGGAGUUUCUUGCAGAACCCAGCCCAGUACUGUCCUGGAGGGGUUUUAUCAGUCUAAAACGUGUCCAGACAAGAGGCAAAUAGAGGGACUCUCCAAGCAGCUGGACUGGGAUGCACGGAAAAUACAGAGAUGGUUUCACAUUCGUCGAAACCAAGACAGGCCCAGUUUGCAGACAAAGUUCUGUGAGAGCAUGUGGCGAUUUACAUUUUACCUGGCAAUUCUUAUCUAUGCCAUUCACUAUUUGUGGGUGUCACCUUGGAUGUGGGAUACCAGACAGUGCUGGCACAACUAUCCUUUCCAGCCUAUGAGUCCUGAACAGUACAACCACUAUGCAGCUGAGCUGGCUUUCUACUGGUCUCUGAUGUUUUCCCAGUUCACAGACAUUAAACGCAAGGAUUUCAACAUCAUGUUUAUCCACCACAUGGCCAGCAUAACCCUAAUCACAUUCUCCUAUGCCAACAAUAUGCUAAGAGCUGGCUCUUUGGUUAUGCUUGUGCAUGAUACAUCCGACAUCUUCCUUGAGGCAGCUAAGAUGGCCAACUAUGCCAAGUACCAGAGAUUAUGUGAUGGCAUGUUUGUGGUCUUUAGCAUAAUUUUCUUCCUCACUCGACUUGUCAUCUAUCCAUUCUGGAUUAUUUACAGUGUACUGUUUGAGAGCUGGGAGAUCAUUGGGCCAUACCGGGUCUGGUGGGUGCUCAAUGGGUUGCUACUGGUCCUGCAGAUUCUUCACAUCAUGUGGUUCUACCUCAUCACUCACAUUGCUGUUAAAGCUAUAUUCAAGGGAAAGGUGGCAAAAGAUGACCGUAGUGACAUUGAGAGCAGCUCAGAUGAGGAGACUUGCAGCAGUCACACCAGUAACCUUAAUGGGGAAACUCAUGGCCGCUGAGUCCAAAGAAGGGAGAAUGCUUCGUCUUUUUUUUUUUCCCCCCACUUAAGUUUGCUGAAAUAUCGAAACUGAGAGAGGAUUGGCUGGAGGGGAGGUCCAUGUUUGGACUUAGCACUGUCUUGCUUUGCCAGAUUUACAGUGUAUGAGGUUUACGCUUGUUGCUUACAGUAGUAGACAGAAAUGUGUGGUCUGUGCACCUCACUGUGUUUUCUCAACAUUAGUAGUUGCAGCAAAGAGUGCAUAUCUACACUGCAACUGUCAAAAUUCAUUUUACACAUGUAAAUAGAUUUAAUUAAUAAAUCUGGUAAUAUAUUUUACAACUGUAUAAAAAUACGGUGCAUCUGUCUGUGUGAAUAUACUGCUUACUGUCCUGUAAGCGUAGAAAUUCCAAAUGUCUCUCUUUAAAAUACCAAAGGUUUCCUAAUAAAAUGUUAAAUCAAAUCCAGUGAGUCAAGUGUUAAAGGACUUUUAUUUUGUUAUGACUGUAAUGCCAAUUGUUUUUACUAUCAGUUACUGUGUAGAUUAUUAACAGUCCAUCUAAGUUGCCCAUAGGAGUGGGUGUGUGUGUGUGUGUGGUCGUGUCUCCAAGUGUCAGCCCUGUGAUAGACUGGCAGC
Monopterus albus (swamp eel) is the source of this 2141-nucleotide messenger RNA. Its product is annotated as ceramide synthase 5-like. Bases 423 to 1526 code for a protein of 367 amino acids. Gene Ontology annotation, molecular function: sphingosine N-acyltransferase activity; DNA binding. Gene Ontology annotation, biological process: ceramide biosynthetic process. NCBI's taxonomy places the organism in Eukaryota, Metazoa, Chordata, Actinopteri, Synbranchiformes, Synbranchidae. The record is from RefSeq and is a predicted model, not a curated record. The transcript is spliced from 10 exons. Gene Ontology annotation, cellular component: membrane.